ACGUGACCCGUCGCUAGCUCUCCUCGACUAGCUCCUCUAACCCGUUGGGACAGCCCCGCUGGUCUUUCGGCUCGGGCCGCUCUGCCUUCCCCUAUCGGGGCUUUCGUUCUGCGUGAAGACGCGUUUCCAACCUCCACUUUAAACAACCAUUUUUGCCGAGCAUCGCCGCUAGGUCAUGCAAAAGUAGAUAAGCAUAAGGGUGUAAGUUGUCCUGUGACUGUCCUUGCCUAUCGUAGCUAGUUUCGCAUGUCGUCAUCACAUUCUUAAUUUGUCACUUGUAAGAAUCACAAACGAAAAAAAACAGUCACUGCUGAUACACGUGAUCUUGCUCCUGCAUCCCGCUGGUUUGCGCUGCUCUGAGGCGCAGCGAGAGCUGAGAGCUGAGAGCCCCGAGCCUUACGUAGGUUGUAUGGUUCUAGCCGUGCCCUGCUCAGCCUCUACGAAUACGCGCAGUCUAUUUCGAUUGCAGUCCAUCGCCAUUGUCCACUGGCCAUUCAAGGCAUGUCUGGCUCAUCUACGCCGAAGCGGCAUCUGAGCGAGUUUGCUGAUGUCCAAUACGCUCUCGGCGCGAAAAGGAAUAGGCACAAUGCGUAUUCAUCGCCAUCAGAAGGACUCCUGCCGUUACCAAGGUCGCCGUAUACAAACGCAUCGAUUGCCAGCACUCAAGAAUUGAAUGAGCCACAAGAGCGCAGCCGCAUCAACAACGCAGAAUUAAAUGUCACCAGUGAGAGUCAAUCGACUGCCCGAGAAGCGCAUGCAUCGCAAGAGCAGAUUUGUUUUGGAAUGUUAAAAGGCAUAGAGAUACAGCUCGGUUUCAUGUCGCAAGCUUUCCCAGCAGCUCUGGAGACCGUCCAGUCGGGUGACGACAUUUUUGCAUGUUUAGAACUCGUUUUUAACUACAGCCGAUGCGAUAUUCAGACCAAAGAUGGCACUCAUGUGGCGACGAUAAACACAAAAUUUCACGUGAGCAUCAGGCGUGCUUGUUUCACUGACGAUGUCGAGUAUAAGGCAUUGGUUCUACUGAGUGACAUAAAGCAGCAAGCAGCAAAUACUACCGCUCAACGAAUCCGUACAAGGGCGCCUCGUCAAUGUUGCCAUACGAACAUCCACAUUUUUGGGAGCCGACAGAUCGCCGCAAAAGUCGGUAGGCAAUUGUCACGAGAACGACUCUUCCUGCAGCAUCCAUCGCCAGUGCUACAUGGAGCCACGUACAAUAACCCCCAAUACCUAACCUUGAUUGGUGGCGCGUUACCCAACGGCGCUCUUCUGCCGUCACUCUCAAACGUAACCUUGACGGAUGAGAGCACAGAUUGUCCAACGCCAGAAACCAAUGGCAAGCCUGCUCCUUUCGAACUCCCUGACCUCAUUUCGGUCAUGAAUGAGCUUCCGGAGCAUGAGUAUCUUGAAAAUGUCGCCAUUGAUGAUCGCAUCAUCACGCCCCUCUAUAGCCACCAACUGGCUGCCGUAGCCUUCAUCACCCAUAGGGAAUCUAGAAGCAUUACGAAGCCCCGGAGUCUGUGGAGCAACGGGAGCUCCGAUUCAGAUAGUCGAAGCUAUCGACAUAAAAUUACGGGCAUACGUGACGAGUUACCAAGAGAUAUACCUGGUGGUAUCCUUGCUGAUGAUAUGGGUCUUGGGAAAACCCUAACUAUGAUCGCUGCUAUUAUGUCGACACUUCCGCAUGCAGAGAGGUUCGCUUCAGAGGUGCCGCGGCAGCGAGACAGCUCUUCAUUCGCUCCCCUGAUCUCUGUGAAAACUACUUUAGUCGUUGUGCCCAGUGCCUUGUUGUUGGAUGGGUGGCUGGAAGAAAUCAACAAGAGAGUUUUAAGUGGCAGUCUGCAAGUCUAUAAGUACUACAGCCUAAACAGAAGGCUGCCUAUAUCUUCCACCUUCCCCUAUCACAUUAUUCUAACAACAUACCAAGUGCUGGCAGCUGAACACGCUCGCGGAGGGGGUGCGCUGCGCCAAUUUCACUGGUAUAGAAUAAUCCUCGAUGAAGCACAUUCGAUCCGAAACUCGACUACAAAGAUGUUCAAGGCUAUAACGGCGUUGUCAGCGAACAUUCGCUGGUGUAUUAGUGGAACGCCAGUGCAAAACUCGUUACUGGACCUUUUGUCGCUUGUCAAGUUUCUUCAACUACCGCUGUUGAGCGACUCCUUCACGUUUCACAAACACAUAUCAGGCUCGCCUAUUAAAGGCACGAAAUUCCGGAGUCCCAAUUACGAUAACCUGCGGAUGCUGCUGGGGUCUAUCUGCUUACGGCGCAGUAUCUCUACUAUAAUCGCAGCAGAAGAGAUUUCCUAUGUCACACACCGGCCGCGCCUGUCUUCUAUAGAGCAGCAGUACUAUGAUAAGAUCGCCAUUGUCUGCCAAGAGUUGACACUGGCAGCCAUUAACAGUCCACGGCGAAAACACAGGGUUCAAUCCCUCUUCACAGCCAUCCUGAUGCUACGAAUAUUUUGCAACACUGGGCUAACUUCCACGUUAACCCUCGAGAACCUCGCCAAACAAUGCCUUCCCGAUGAAUCUCUCAGCUUACAGUUGCUGACAGGAGUGGCCGUCUGCAUGGAGUGCAAAGGCGAGAUGUCCUCGCAACGUACAACAUACACAGCCGAGAAGGACCAUAUUUUGCAUCGCUUCUUGUGUCACAGAUGUUUGCCACGAACCGUAGCGCCUAGCCCUGACGGCACCCCUCAUGGAGCGCAAUCAACUGAAAGUAACCAAGAUGGCGGCCCUAUUCAGGAAGCAGAGCAUACAAUGGAGCUAGAUACCUCCCAAAACAGCUUUCCCUAUCAACAUGGCAGCCCAUAUCCAUCCAAACUGUUAGUGUUACUCGGCGAUAUUAAGAAAUAUUAUCAGCAAGAUAAAAGUAUUGUCUUUUCAUUUUGGAAGCGAAGCCUCCACCUCGUAGGGCGUCUGUUUCAAGAAGAAGACGUGUCUUAUUCCCUCAUCGAUGGCGAUGUUGAAACAACGCGAAGAAAGAAAAUACUCGAGCAGUUUCACGCCGAUCCCUCUGUGCGCGUGCUGCUAAUUACCCUGGGAACAGGCGCUGUAGGCCUUAACAACCUAACGGUAGCCAGUCGGAUACACAUUCUCGAGCCGCAGUGGAAUCCAGCCGCAGAGAGCCAGGCAAUUGGCCGCGUGGUCCGGAUUGGCCAAAAGGUUCGAGUCAGCGUCAUCCGAUACGUAGUGCAUGAUUCUAUAGAAGUUGCUGUGGAAUCGCGGCAACUGAAGAAGGCGAUGCUAGCUGUAAAUGGUGGCCUGCAGUCAUCACGGCAAGAUGUUACCGCGAAUGAGAUAAGAGCGGGUGGAUUAGCACAGCUGAUGGAAAUUUUCAAAUCGACAACAUCGACAGUAAAUAAAUCCUAGAUAACACUGUAUAUAGAGAGAUGCUGGCACGGCACCAUGAUACAAUUCGACUUGAUGCGACGACGAUAUCCUAUUUAGAGUCAUAUUGCUGCUAUAAUAGGUAUGGUUCUAUAUGAUAAAUAGCCUUGUAAUUAUUGGAGAACUUUGAGGUAUGUAUUUAUUGGAUAGAGAGCUACAUAGAAGUUUUGUAAUCUAUGGGGUUGAUCCGCGUCCAAGCGAGCCGGCGGCGUUCAAAUGGAGUCUGGGCGUAGCCUGGAACCUCAACAGGAAUAAACAAAUUUAAAAUAAAAUAUAAUAUUUGAUGCAAGA
Molecule: messenger RNA, 3678 nt
Organism: [Torrubiella] hemipterigena
Lineage: Eukaryota; Fungi; Ascomycota; Sordariomycetes; Hypocreales; Clavicipitaceae
Source: the annotation of a GenBank genome assembly